UACGCGAUGACGUAAUCACGCACGAGGCGGCUAAUUUGUUUACGUCCGCCCUCCCCUGGAGUUUCGAAGCGGUGUUGUUAACCGACUCCGCCUCAGACGAUAAGAAAAUAAAGUUAAAUAUUUUAUUGUUUUCGGGGCUCCUCCUGCCUCAAAAGGGGGGGAGGGUCGCGUCAAGUUCGCCGCUCUGCAGCGACUCGCGCGCGUCGCAGCCUCCGAUGCUGCCAAGGCCGAUUUCGUGAGGGCCUCGUUUGUCGGUGUGGGAGGGAGGGAGGGAGACGAGAGAUGGAGGGGAAGAGUGGAAUCAUCGGAGCAGCAGGAGGAGAAGCGAGCGACUCCAUGAAAGAGCCGCUUCUGGGCUCACGUGCUGGUGGCAGUGGCGGGCCGCUGGAAGAGCGAGGAGGUGACGAAGAGGAGGAUGAGGGAGAAGGAGAGUUGGAUCCGCACGUGGUGGAGCAAUACUACAGCAAGGUGCAGAACGGGCGCCUGUACUUGGCUGUGCUGAGCACGGCUCUGGGGCCGCUGAGCCUGGGACUGACGCUGGGUUACAGCUCCCCGGCCAUCCCCGACCUCGAGCGCAGCCCCCAGGCCCAGCUCAGGCUCAGCCCCGCGCAGGUGUCGUGGUUCGGGUCGCUGGUGACGAUCGGCGCGGUGUUGGCGGGGCCGCUGGCGGGGCUGCUGGUGGAGCGCCUGGGCAGGAAGCCGACGCUGAUGCUGAGCUCGGUGCCGUUCGUGGCCGGCUGGCUGCUGCUGGUGACAGCGCAGAGCCCCGGGUCGCUGUACGCGGGCCGCACCCUCACGGGGCUAGCGGGGGGCACCGCGUCGCUCGUCGUGCCCGUGUACAUCUCGGAGGUGUCUCACCCAGCGGUGCGGGGAGCCCUCGGCUCCUGCAUGCAGCUCAUGGUGGUGCUGGGCAUCUUCACGGCCUACGCCGCCGGCUUGAUCCUGGGCUGGCGCUGGCUGGCCGUGCUGUGCGCCGUGCCGCCCACGCUGAUGCUGCUGCUGCUCGUGGCCGUCGUGCCGGAGUCUCCGCGGUUCCUGCUGAGCCGCCCCCGGCGCCGAGCGGAGGCCGUGGCGGCGCUGACGGUACUGCGGGGGAGCGCCGUCGAUGUCCGCACCGAGAUUCGGCUCAUCCGACAAGGCCAGCAGCAGCAGCAGCAGCAGCAGGAGCAGCUGAGCUGGAGGGAGCUGCGCUUGCCCGUCCUGUACAAGCCGCUGGCCGUGACCGUGCUGCUGAUGACGCUGCAGCAGUUCUCGGGGAUCAACGCGGUGAUGCUGUACGCCGAAUCCAUCUUCAGGGCGGCACACAUCCAGAACAGCGCGGAGGCGCCCGUGAUGAUCGCCGCGGUGCAGGUUGGCGUCACGCUCUUCUCUGGGUUCCUCAUGGACCGUGCCGGCCGCAAGCUUCUCCUCUGCCUCUCUGGGGUCAUCAUGGCCGGCAGCGCCGCGGCGUUUGGGGCCUACUUCAAGCUGACGGGGUCGGACGGCAACGGGACGCUGGGCGCCACGGACCUUGCAUUGCCGUACGCCGGCGGGGCCCCGGACCAUGGGUUGGUGAUGGCGGGGGCGAGCACGGGCUCGCUCGGCUGGCUGGCGCUCGCCAGCAUGCUGGUCUACAUCGUAGGCUUCUCGCUGGGCUGGGGUCCCAUCCCCUGGAUCGUGAUGUCCGAGGUGUUCCCCGUGCGCUGGAGGGGUGUCGCGAGCGGCGUGUGCGUCGCCGUCAACUGGAUCUCGGCGUUCGUCGUCACCAAGGAGUUCCACGACUUCAGCGAGUGGUUGGGUUUCCCCGGCGCGUUCUGGUUCUUCGCCAGCGUGUGCGCCGCCGGGUUCGUGCUGACGAUCGUCGCCCUUCCCGAAACCAAAGGCCGAUCCCUCGAGCAGAUCCAGGCUCACUUCGAGGGGCGACCACCGCCCCCCUCUCCUCCAUCGCCACCGCUCGCUGCUUCCUCAACCCCUGCUGCAGCAGCAUCAGCAGCAGCAGCAGGUUCCCUUAGCCAGGCUGCUGUGACUGGGGCAGGGGGUGAACCCUCAGCGCAGGAACCCUGAGGCUUGAGGGUGGUGGAGUUUUUGGUGGUGGCGUUGGUGUGAAAGUUGGAAGUGGUCGUGACGGUGGUAGCAGUGGUGAUGAUGUUGUGGUGGAGGAGUUGGUGGUCAUGACGGUGAAGUUUGUGGUGGUGGUGGUGGUGGAGACGACUUGGGAGUUAGUUUGUUUCAUUGAAAUAUUUUGCCUGGAAACUCGCUUGAGAUGGAACCAUCCCGAUCGCAAGGGCGUCCCUGGCGUCGAUUGGCACCUUACAGAGCAAACGCACACGACCGCGCUUGUGUACAAACAUUCUAUAUCUUAGACUUACAAAAGGACUCGCCGAGUAUUGAUUCUAUGAAUCGCUACGAUUUAGCAGCGCGAAUCGAUUCCGUGAUCGAUAUUUUUUUUUGUCGUAGUUUAGUUAUCCCAUUACUGCGACGUUCACUCGUGGCCGUGAGAGCAAUAUUUGCUUGGAGUAAAAAAAAAAAAAAAGCUAAUGGAUUUUAAUCGCAAAUGUUUCUUAGAGUGAUCGUAUAUAAUUCCAUUUAAAAUAAUGGAAUCGUGAUUUGAUUUUUUUUUUUGUACCAGAUGCGCGUUGUCGUGAGCGGUGGCGGAGCGGUUGGUGAACCUCGCUAUAAAACACGACAGCUCUGGUUUAGAAUCCGCGGCAAAGGCCUACACCAUUGGCGAAGUGGUAUCUGAACCUUGAAACCAGCUGUAUGUGUAUGUAAUUUGAACUUCUUUCGCACCGUACGUAGCCAACCGCGUUAAUCGGAGGGGCAGUGCCGAGUCUAUGGACAUUGUUGAGUC
Molecule: messenger RNA, 2830 nt
Organism: Petromyzon marinus (sea lamprey)
Lineage: Eukaryota; Metazoa; Chordata; Hyperoartia; Petromyzontiformes; Petromyzontidae
Source: RefSeq, a predicted model, not a curated record